GCGCGGGGCGCACGGUGGCCGCCGCCCGGACCAUGGUCUGCGGGGGAGGCGGGAGGCUGGGCGCCGCGCUGCUGCUCCUGGGGCUCCGCUCGGGUGAGUGGGCGGCGGGCACCGCCUGGCGUGCGCAUCGGCUCGGCGGGGCCUCCCGCGGGGGCCCCUCCGCUUCCUAGCUCCCGCCGGGGUGGGCGGGGGAGCCUUGGCCCCGGUCUCCCGGCGCUCCUGCCGGGCAGGGGCGAGGCGAGGGCGGAGCAAGCAGGAGAACACCCCCCCCCCCAUCUCCGGCGCCCUUAAGCGCGCUUGGAGCACGGCUGUGGGUCGGGGCGGCUCGCUCUUUUAGCGGGAGACAUCCACGCAGCGCCUGCGGAGGGACUUGCAGCGAGGAGAGAGCCCUGGUGAAUUAGGGUUUCCAACCUCCCGGUGGGGCCUGGAGAUCUCCCGGAAUUACAGCUGAUCUCCAGGCUGCGGAGAUGGGGUCCCCUGGAGAAAAUGGCGGCUUCAGAGGGCAAACUCGACGGUCUGCCACACUUUCGGGGCAGCUUCCUACAUACAGAAUUCAAGGAGAGACCAUCCAAGGUGGUCUCGCAGGUCAAAAUGAAAGUGGAGAUCCUCCCAGCCCUCACGGACAACUACAUGUACCUCAUCAUUGAUGAGGAAACCAAGCAAGCUGCCAUUGUUGAUCCAGUGCAACCCCAGAAGGUUGUAGAUGCAGUCAGAAAACACGGGGUGAAGCUCACCACUGUUCUAACCACCCAUCAUCACUGGGACCAUGCCGGUGGCAAUGAGAAACUGGUCAAGAUGGCACCGGGGUUACAAGUGUACGGGGGAGAUAGCAGGGUUGGAGCCCUCACCGAGAAGGUCUCUCAUCUAAUGUCAUUUCAGGUGGGCUCCCUCAGUGUGAAAUGCCUCUCCACCCCCUGCCAUACAUCUGGACACAUCUGUUAUUUCGUGACCACGCCUGGCAGCUCUGAGCCCCCUGCCGUUUUCACAGGGGACACCCUGUUUGUGGCUGGCUGUGGGAAGUUCUUUGAAGGAACCCCUGAGGAAAUGUACAGAGCCCUCCUCGACAUUUUGGGACGCCUCCCACCGGAAACGAAAGUCUACUGUGGUCAUGAAUAUACGAUCAACAACUUAAAAUUUGCCAGGCACGUGGAGCCCAGCAACGCUGCCAUCCAGCAGAAGCUCUUCUGGGCAAAGGCCAAAUACGACAGCGGAGAGCCUACCAUCCCGUCGACCAUUGGGGAGGAGUUCACCUACAACCCGUUCAUGAGAGUGAGAGAGGCAACCGUGCAACGACACGCCCGGGAAACAGACCCCAUCCGGACAAUGGGAAGUAUCCGGAAAGAGAAAGACAGUUUCCGAGUGCCCAAAGAGUGAAAUCUCAACCCUGAUGCUCUGCUGCUCCUGAAGAAUAAUACAUAUUAAUUUAGUUAUGGAAGUUCAAUUGCUCUGUUCCAUUUGCAAUCAUUCAUGUAUAGAAAAUAUUUUAAUUUUGUGUUAAAAGGAAGAAAAAAAAAGAAAAAACCCUCAAGGCACUUUGUGGUGGUUGGAGAUGUUCUAUAUGCUAUUUAAAAGAUGUUACAAUCUAUCUAUUUGUCUAUCUCUGGGAUUUUAACCUGUGUAUAGCAAUACUUUGUGCCUCCCCCCCCCUUUAAAAGCAUGGAUGAAUUCUGGACAGGGAGACCAGCAACUGAUGUUCUGUAACGGGGCAAAAUGUGGAUUAAGUUGGGCAUGGGGGAUUAUCUGAGCUUUCUUCUCUUGUUUAUUUCUUUCUUGGCAAGAAAACCACCUGUGGGGACUGGAACAAACCCUUCUGAUUUGGUACCUUGUGGUACAACUCUCAGCUGUAUAGCCGUGUGUGUGUGUGUGUGUGUGUGUGUGUGUGUGUGUUCCUUCUGCAGCAACUCAGAAGGGUUUCAGAAAAAACAAUCUUUGUGGCUUUGUGCUGGAAGCUCUUGGGUCAGCCCCCCCCCCCCACGACUUCUUGAGCAUGCAAGUGUGUUGGCUCCGCUGGGAAACACCCAGAAAUGGCGUAUCUUUCGUUGGGGCUGUAAAGAUUGCUCAGCUGUGCAGACCCUACCAGCUCUACUGGAGCUUGUGAUUCAGCCACAUGGUGAGCAGCACACAUCAGUUUCCUCGAGGAUCUGGCACGCAAGUGAGAAGCAGGCUUCUAGCAAAGUGCAAAGUCAAGUGCAAAGGUGCGAAGCCCAGCUUUGGUUUUGCUCCAGCUGAUAAAGUACAUGGCAUCUGGUCGACACGGAGUAAACUGUGUGGAAAGACAGAGGCAACGGGUUGGUUUUCUUGGAAUGAAGAGCAUUGGUCUGAAUGCAGCUGAAGCCAAAUGGUUCCAAUUCAAAUUGUUUUGUUUCAACCCUAUUUUUUCUGUCAUGGCUUCCAGACAAGGAAUGGUGGGAGCUCCUGUCCUCAGAAAUGAACAGAACCUGCUAGCAAAACGGCCACUGGCAUUUGGUGGAACCCUGGAGCACUUUUUUAAAAUUACCCCUUAUUCUUUGCUGACUAGACUUAAUGUUUCUCAGUUUAUUCUGUAGAAACAGCCUACACAGAUGAAUUGUCUGUUGUUCCAUGUAGAUGCACUUAAAAUGUUAUAUAUAAUUGCUAUAAAGGAGAGCUCAGGUGUAGCAGCAGGAGGAUUUUGUCCCCAGAACCCACUUGGGACAGGUUUUAAAAUUGGCAGCUUCCCUCAAGGAAGCCAGGAAGGCUCCAGGAAAUAGCUGAAGCUUAUACCUUGGACACGUGCAUGUGAAGAGUUACGUGCAAAUACCAAUUGAGUACAAAGUAGUAGUUUUGUCUUGGGGGCGGGAGGGUGCCUCUUUGGUGUGUCCACAGGUAGAUCUGUAAGCCUGGCCAAAGCAAGAGGAGAAACCCCCGUCUGUGGACUGUUUAGUGAAAGGGCUGCCCUCGAGUGUGGCUGCGGUGGCUCCCUGAAUUCUGUGUUGGGAGAUAGCCGGGGCCUUUUGGACAAGACCUUUGUUCUCAAUAAAUGUCUCUUGCACUUGA
This is a messenger RNA of Eublepharis macularius, 3015 nucleotides long. Its product is annotated as hydroxyacylglutathione hydrolase, mitochondrial. Gene Ontology annotation, cellular component: mitochondrion. The record is from RefSeq and is a predicted model, not a curated record. The coding region runs from base 487 to 1374 and encodes 295 amino acids. Gene Ontology annotation, biological process: glutathione metabolic process. The transcript has 9 exons. Gene Ontology annotation, molecular function: hydroxyacylglutathione hydrolase activity. NCBI's taxonomy places the organism in Eukaryota, Metazoa, Chordata, Lepidosauria, Squamata, Eublepharidae.